Molecule: messenger RNA, 1017 nt
Organism: Cercospora beticola
Lineage: Eukaryota; Fungi; Ascomycota; Dothideomycetes; Mycosphaerellales; Mycosphaerellaceae
Gene: PAM16
Product: import motor complex subunit PAM16
Biological process (GO): protein import into mitochondrial matrix
Cellular component (GO): TIM23 mitochondrial import inner membrane translocase complex
Source: RefSeq, a predicted model, not a curated record
CGAGGGCAAGAAAGUCGUUGACAUCUUCGCAUCGCCGCUGUCGUUCUUUUCCCGUUAUGGCGCAUCGUAUAGUAACGCAGGUGCUCGUCACCGGCGCCAGAGUCUUCGGGAGAGCAUUCGCUGAGGCUUAUAAGCAAGCCUCAGCAUCACAAAAAUAUCAACAAUCGAUGCAAGGCGGCGCAACAGCCUCCAACACCCUCUCAUCCGCCGGCCUAACCCUCGACGAGGCCUGCCGAAUCCUCAACGUCCCUCCUCCCAAACAAGGCCAAGCCGACCUCAGCAAAGUCCACGAUAACUUCAAACGAUUAUUUGACCAGAACGAUCCCAAAAAGGGUGGCUCCUUUUAUCUGCAGAGUAAAGUGCUCCGAGCAAGAGAGCGGUUGGAGUUGGAGGCGCAGAGGCUGAGAGCGCAAAGUGCAGAGAAGCCGCCUUCGGAUCCGCCCGCGAGUAGCAGCUAAUGCGACUGGGCAAAUAAGGGCAAAACAAGAGGGAAGGAUAUACCCCAUGUAUGAGAUUUUGAGGGCAUAGCGCGGCGUUUUCAGGAUACUAGGGGUCAUGUUUUGCAUUAGCGAAAAAGCAAGAGCACAGCAUGGUGUGGAGGGGAGCAGAGGAGGCGGAAACUACACUUUUUCUCCGCUCUCAAGGCGGAUGCAAUGCAUAAAAUGAGCUUUCUGAAGGCAUUCAGAUUUCGACAGCGCUGUUAGAAAGGAGACGUGUAAGAUAUCUUCAAAAUGUACAGAAGUCGAUACUGCUGGCCAGACGAAGCGAUCACGCAAUGCGGUCUUGCGUGGCACUCCAGAACCAGGCCAAGAUGUGAGCGGUACGGAGGUCUACGAGUGAUCAACGACCAAGUUGCGAAGGGCACGAUCGACGACGAGUUCGGAUAGUGCAAACCUGAAAGUUGAUACUGAUCCGAAAGUCGACGAGCGUGGACCAUAACUCGUCCACCGAGGACGCUAUCGGAACGAACAAUCACUGCAAUAUUACAAAACUACUGUGGGGACGUAAUCUAGCCGC